This is a messenger RNA of Anastrepha obliqua, 8167 nucleotides long. RefSeq names its product mediator of RNA polymerase II transcription subunit 1 (gene MED1). Gene Ontology annotation, biological process: regulation of transcription by RNA polymerase II. Lineage: Eukaryota; Metazoa; Arthropoda; Insecta; Diptera; Tephritidae. The transcript is spliced from 5 exons. Gene Ontology annotation, molecular function: transcription coregulator activity. The record is from RefSeq and is a predicted model, not a curated record. Gene Ontology annotation, cellular component: mediator complex. The coding region runs from base 222 to 4907 and encodes 1561 amino acids.
UGCAAAGAAAAAAUGGUGUUCAUGUUGAGGAAAAGUUUAGUUUUUCUUUCAUAAAAUAAAACAAACAUACUUUAUGUGUACAAUUUUAUAUGCUAGGCGCGAUAUGGAUUCCUAAACAGUAAAAUUUGAGUAAAAGAAUACUAACGAAACGUGCACAAUUUACAUUGACAUCCUGCUGCUGAAAGAAGUCCCAAAAGCUAUUACCGGUUUUAGCAAAUAAAAUGAAUCCGACUAUUGGAAAGUCGGCAGCUGCAGCAACGACAACUACCGCAGCUCAGUUGCUCAGUUGUGCACCCAGUGCAGCCGAGAAAAACAAGCAAUGGCAGCGGGAAUUACUCAUGGAGCGAAUUCGGUCUCGCGGAAACCAACACAAAACCUUUGCUGAACUUUCAAAAGCUAUGCGUAUGUCUAUGCUGGAAAAACGUUACGCACUUGAUGCGGUAGAGAAGGCCAAUUUACAAAAAUGUCUCGACAGCAUGCAGCACUGCAUAAAGGUAACAUCGAGACAGGGCUUAGUCGAACGUCUGGAAAGUUUAUCACGACAGCUGGGACUAAAGUUCAUGGAAGAUACAUCGGGGUUAUUUAUUUCGACUGAUAUGUUCUUCUUGGAAAUUAUUUUGGAUGCGAAUGGUGCACUCACCGAUGUGAAAGUGCAUCAUGAGUGUAAAAUUGAGCAGCAAUCCUGCAGUGAAUUGGUGAAUUGUUUGAAUAAUGGAGAUUUCGCUGAUUUCACUGUGCAACUAGAAGGACUCUCCUCCAUCUAUCAAUUGAAUGCAGAACCAAAAGUUAAAACAAAAGCCUUUGUUGCAUUGCAAGCAAUGGAAACAGAUCUGUACAAUCUUUUUCAAAUUCAAAAUUUCACCAAAGAUACCCAACAACUGAUUAAAGUAUCAUCGGUGGGUUUGGUGUUGAAACGACGUGGUGGUCAUCCUAUGAAGCUGAUCUAUUUCGUUCCGCCUUAUGAUCUUUUAUCGCUCGAGUCCAAAUCGUUGCAACCGCUCACUACAGAUUUGAUUACGAGCAAAGAUAUCGGAUUUAGUGUGACAGUAAAUUUGGAGGCUUCGUCGGCCAACAAGUUGCAAAUCCUACCCAUUGUGAGCGUAACUAAUGAUCCUCAAACUGGUCUGGAUGUGCCCAUUUAUGCGCCGUUGAAUCAACAAAACUCGAUGCUCUUACCAGCAACAUUUGUGCUACGAUUAAACAAACCGCUGCCCGUGUGCCAUGCCUCUUUAAGGGCACUCGGCGUACCAUUGGGUGUCGCGUCGGACAGCGCAAGUGGCAUUGAAUCGCUAGACAAAAAGGAACUUGUUACCUCAUCAAUUAUGGAUCUGGUAGUUCAAACGGCCUCAGAUCAGCAGCUGAAGAACUCGCAGAAGGGAUUGUUUGUAAAUUUGCCUGAUCAGACGCAAUGCUAUUUCUUUACCGAAAACAAACACUUGCAGGCCACCCUAAUCUCUUCCAUUCCUUUUACGGAGCCGAUUCAAGUACCAAAAAUAUUAAACUUUCUCAAAAGACAAGCACUUUUCUAUUCAUUGUUGGCUAGUUGUGUGCGUACACAGUCAAAAAUGGGCAAUGACAUGGAAUCGACCACCAUACUCGAGGUGAACGCUAUUUCCUUUAAGCAGAUUAGCGUUUCACUUCAACACCCCUACGAGGAAUCAAUGGCUACUGUGGAGUUCGACUUGCGCGAUGGCAAUGUAAAAUGUACAAUCUACUCCCUUACGAAUAACUACGAUUUGCUUUCUUUGAAACUCACAAAAAUAGUUGAAACGUGCUUAUCCAUACCUGUGACCAUACGUGCCUUACUCAAGUUGUGGGAUCAGGAAAGAUUGAAAAUGUUCCAACGCAGCAUUGGUGGUGGCGUUGGCGGUGGCAUGGGUGGUUUGGGUAGCACGGGCGCCUGUAGUGGCACCGGCUCAGGUGGCUAUGUAAAUUUUAAUAUGGGUGUUGGUCCAAAUGAUUCGGGUGGUGGUACUGGCGUACGAGGCGGCAGUGCCGUAAAAAUGGAACCAAACACACGACAGCUGCAGCAAAUGCCUUCUAUGGUUUCUGCAUCGGCCACGUUAGGUGGUGGUGGUAGUUCAGCUUGUAGUGGUGCUGCCGGCUUGUCAGGGUUUCUUCAAUAUAAACCAGAAAUGAAGCAAGAGGAUUUUCAUGACAGCCCAAAGAGUCAAAUGCAAAAUAGUUUGACGCUGCAUUCUGCUGAGAGCAGCUCUUUGGGCGGCUUACACCACCUUCAGCAAACGCAGCAGCAGCAACAGCAGUCACAACAACAGCAACAACAACCAACACUACUUGAUCAACUAGCUACUGGCAAGCAAUCGGAAAUAGAAAUUGCAGAUAAGUACAAGAAUAUUUGGAUGGAUAAAACGACCAAUUUGAAGAACUGUGUCAGCAUAACACCAAUUUCGCCGGACAGCAACAGCAGGGGCGCUUCGCAGCAGCAAGGUGUUGAUGUGAAACGCGCUGUCGGCAUUGAAAUUAUACCGUUGACUUCGCAAUGUGGUGCUGCAAAUGGCGGCAAUGGCAGUAGUGGCGCUGCAGCAAUUACAACCGGCGUCGCUGUUUCGCAACCCGGCAUCAACACGUCGUCCACCAUCACUAUAACACCCAUAAAUGCUGUCGGUGGCAGCAAUAACGCUGGCAAAGAUAAGAAGUCAAGCAACAGUAACCCAGUCGUAGGCGGCAAUGUUCUAUCCACUAAUACGGGCAUGUCGUCUGGCGCCAACAAACGCCAAUUGGAUGGACCAUCUUCCACGGACGGGCAAAAAGAGAAGAAACGCAAAAAGAAGCGGGACGAUUCGCCAAUGGGUCCACCGGAAAAAGUUUACUCUCGUCAAAACUCACCCGCCGCCACAAGUGAAGCGGCCGCUACAGUGGUGGCACGCAAAUUUUCUUCGCCAUCCUCCUCACCCAAAGGUGGCAGCAGUGGUGGCAUGUUGAACAGUGGCAGCUCAGCUGCAACACUUGCCGCUGCUGGCAAUGCUGCUUUACUGUCGACACGUCCCAGCCCGAAACAUUCGCCCGUCUAUAGUAGUCCGAAGCACACAAACACCGCAUCGAAUAGUCCGAAAUCACCCUUCGGCACACACUCGCCGAAGCAUGGCUCAUCGGGCAAACCGAGUAUGUCCACAUUAAAAAGUGCCACUGCAACCAGUCUCAGUCCGAAAGGUGACAAAAGCGGUUGUGGCAGCGGCAGUGGCUUAGUUGGCUCUACGGGAGGCCUUUCAGCGGCGGCAGCUGCAGGAGUGGCGGCCGCAAAUGCUGUGAAAUCUGCAAUGGGAGUGGGCGGCUUAGGUGUUGUUGGCAUGCAACAAAUGAAGACAAUGAAUCACUUAGCUGCACCGACGACGAUGAAUACAACUGCCGGUGGCUACGGUGGUGUUUCGAAUAUGGGCAAUAUAGGUGGUGGCGGUGGUGGCGUAGGACAGUUGAUGAGUGGCAAUGGAGCAGGCACUGGCAUGGAUAUGAAUGCGGCAGCGUCACAAGCGGCAGCUAUGCGCAAAGUAGUUGGCGGCGCGGUUAGUUCGAUGGCGUCAACGAUGUCAGUCGCGCCAACAACAGCAACAGCAACUCUAGCGUACCCGGCAGCGCAACCGCUGCUGCCGCCGCAACCCUCGCCGCCGGCCAUUGGCAGCAGUGAGUCGCAACGGGGUGAAGAAUGUGCCGAGUCUAUAGACCAGCAAUCCAGCUCUUCCGAAUAUAUGGUGAAGUCGAGUCAAGAGGGUCUAAAGCUGACUAUCAACAAGACAAGCAGUGGUGGCAAAUCUAGCGUCAGCAGCAGCAGCAGUGGUGAAGGUGGUGGCAGUGGUGCUGCAGUCAGCACUUGUACGUCUGCUACAAUAGCAACAACGAAGGGUGGUGCCAAGCCAAGUAGCGCUGCAAGUGCGAAUUCAACAAGUAAGCGACAACAUACUGGUCUCAAGCCAGGCGUCAAUAGCGGACCAGCCUCAAAAAAAUUGUCGCUAGCAAAGUCAUCAAACAAGAAAAGUGCCACAUCGAAACAUCCAUUCCAGAAAUCCAAUUCUUCGGGUAGCCUAUCAACAAAAGCUGCAGGCUCUAGCACUGCUCCGCCUGCUGCUAGUGGUGGUUUGACUAAGAGUUAUAGCACAAAUUCAUUUGGUGACUUGAUCGGCGGCACAGGCUCACUGCGCAAAUCAUCAAAAAAAUCAUCUAGCUCAAACAGCGGUGGCACAUCUUCCAUCACAUCAGCACCAACACAACCUGCCACACGUAUGGACCACCAAGCGGAUAUGUUGAAAAUAUUACAGUAUGCUUCACCCACAAUGGCGGCCAAUAUGGAGGGUUUUAUGAAGGGCCUCAAUAGCAAAUUUCAAAUACCAAAACUAUCACAACGCGCCACGAAUACAACUGCAGCGACCAAUUGCACACAAUCGGCACCUACAACGCACACUGCACAACAACAGACACUAACGUCAGCGUUGGGCGUUGCAAGCGAUAGUAGUAGCGGUAGUGGUGUGACCGGGUCAAAAGUGAAUAACCAUGCCAAUGAAGCCUUAAAACAGCAACAAGCGCAAAAUCAGCUUACAAAGUCAGCCUCCUCGAAUGUGCGCUCGUCACCACUGUACCCCGAAAUGUCGGGUGACACAUCAUCGCCACCAAUCGGUUUCCAACACACUGCCACGUCAAUGCAAUUAAAUGCAAAUUACCAUUUGCAACAAACAUCGGAAGGCGUACAAAUGCAACAGCAAAAUAUAAAUCCCCGUCAGCAGCAGCAGCAGCACCAACAACAACAACAACAACACACUUAUAAUGCAAAUGUCCAACCACAGGCAUCGAUGACCGUUGAAUAUCACCAAACAAGUCAAGUUGCCACCGAUGAGGCAACAUUUAUGCCAAGCGUUGCUGCUGCGCCCGCGUCAUCGGCUGGACUCGCCGGUAAAUGACAUUUAUUAUUUGGUUUCUCUUAUAUUUUCUUAAUUAUGGUAUAUUUUUAAUUCAUUAUGUUAGGCUGAAGGACUUUGCUUGUCAGUUGCGAGCAUACACUUUGGUACCGUUAGGCUUAGGGAGAUCACUUAAAAAUUAUGUACUUAAAAUUCAUCAACUCCCGUAAACAAAUUGUGCAACAUAAUAAGCAAUAUGUUAUUAAUUUCUGUAAAAAAAAAAAACAAAUAUUUUUGCUAAUCUUUUCGAAUAUAAGCCAUAAAAAUAUAGAGCUCGCGUACGCGGAAUUAUUAAGUGCAUUAACCCUUUUGCAUCACGUUUACUGUUUGUUCUAAUGCAAAAUAAUGUUGCAGAAUUACCAAAAAUAUUUAUUUUCCUCAAACUUUAACGAAAAAAAAAUAUUUAUUGUGGAUUAUUCCGUUCUUGGUGAUAAGGACAGAGUUUUUGUUCGCGGAUUAUCCCGUCGAAUGAUGCAAAAGGCUUUAAUGUAAAUGUGCGCCUGAAAAUAUGCAACGACCAUAACAUUCUUAAAAAAGAAAAGCAGACAUUUUAUUUUCUAGAAAAUACAAUUAAUUUAAUCGAAUUACUGUACAUGGCUCUAUGUUCCAAUUUUUUUCUUUUCGCGGAUGAGGAGGUUUAAAUGCCUAAUGCAUCAUCAAAGUUGCCAUCGUAGCAGUGGUAUGUCAGGAACUAAAAAAAUAUUCCCAUGGCAGCUGGUUGGUUCUACGUUACCGGAAUGACUCGAGUUGUUCCCGACCAAGGGCUGCCGCCCCAGUAAACUAGGCCUGUCUAGUGUACCCUAUACCCAGAAAUUAAAAAGUUCGCACUCGUUUGGAACCGUCACCCCCACCUGGGACCGCUUUCGCGUCAUUUCAGAGUGGCGCUUCAUCUUUCUCAUGGCAAGAUCUAUGAGAUCCAACUGGAAAAAGUUAAACACCUGCGCUAUCAGUAGAUAAACGUGGCCCGAAUGGCGCAUGCGUCGCACCAAGGGUCUACUCAAAUUAAGUAGGAAAGACUUAAGAACCGUAGUAGGUGUAAUAGGAAGACAUACCAGUAGAUUAGGGGCACCAUCUUAUGACUAUUGCGUAAGUCAAACACCUUCUAUGCGGGUGCAUGGCUCUGUGUAAAAGCCGGUUGAGACUGCUCAGUCUCGCUUUUCUGGACAACAUUGCGGAUGUUGCGAAUAUCAAGCUAGCUAGUAUAGCCAGCUUUUUAAAGGUCAUACACAAUGGUUUAAAGAGGACCAAGUAUAGUAAGGAUAGGAUAGUUUCGGUAGUAUCACACGGGGCCUCUAAUUGGCCUAUGUGCGUCGAAGGAUAUCCACUUCAACUAACCCUAACCUAUGAUCUAUGCUUGUGUGUCUGCGUUCAGAUCCCGCUUUUUCAGUCGGAGUGCAUUUUCCGCGAAUCCACUGCUGAUUUCUCACGUUUCCUCGCUGCUUAGCAUCUUGACCGACUGAAUUUUCCAACGCUCGACGCUCUUGUUUCCAACGCAUGCAUGGGAAAAAGGUGUGUUCAGCGUCAUUUUCGGCUGCAUAUGCAUGUAAGGUGUUCGCCCUAUUUUGAACAGGUAUUUCUGAAAAUACCUGUGUCACGAAAGAAAUUGUGUUGCAUAAGAAUUUACUUCACCGACGUUCCUACUGUACCAUGUAGCGAAAUAUUUUAUUAGCCUAGUCAUACAUCUGCCACGUGUUUUGUCUCUCCAUAGUGAUCUUGUCAUAGCUUUAUCGUUUCGUCCUUUAAUUCGCGCGCUGCAAGUUUGCCAACUCCUUCUUCCAUAACCUCGUUCUCAACAACUUUUUCCUUUCGAAGGCUAGUAAAUCAAUCGGUAUUGCACCGCUUAGUGAUAAGCAGCAGUCCCUGAUACUGUGCGGUAGACAGACACAACUUUCAGAGCUGCCGUACCAAUGCUAGGAGUUUUUCCUGGUGAUUCACCUCUAGCGCAUUUGUCCACAAUUCAUGACGUGACCGGAACGCCCAGGAUUUAUAUUCGGCCAAGUACUGUAGUCUCAGCAACAUUUCUCGUGUAUGUAUGGGGAAUGUUUAUGCUGCUAGAACACCAAUAACAACAGAACGUAGUUCGUUCCCUAUGUUGGUUCUUAGCGGCUUUCUGGGCUGCGUGUUUUAUUUGUCCUCAGAAACUUAGUCUUGUGUCCAGUCUUAUGCCUAAGUAUGUACUUGGAAACCUUUUUUGUGCAGGUAUUUUCCCAACUCCAUCUCGCUUUCGCAAUUAUAUUAGCCGUAUUUCAACUGACUACCGACACACAAAAAAAAUUAUAAUAAUAAGAUUGCUUGGUUUGUCUCUGCAAAUAUGUAUGAAUUUCAAAACCCCUUUGGUGGCUCCACAAGAUUAGUCUCUCAAGUAAUAUCUUUGCUGCCACUUACCCAGCUAUGUGCGAGUUUAAGGCUCAGCUCUUUAUUUGAAAUUCUUAUUUAACGUAUAUGAAGAUGUUUCUUAUGGAUUUUACUUAUCAGGUAACCACUGAAUCUGGCUUCGAUUAUUUCAGGCGUGGUGCAUAUUUGCACCUUCUAUGUCUUACAUUUGGCAGUUCACAUUCUGUGUAUUGUUAUUGCAUAUGGAAUUGUGAACAGUAGUGUGAAUUCUAACAGAAGCGGUGCUAAAAUUACAGUUACUAUUUGUUGCUUGAGGUAAACAUAAGUGGCAUGCCUGAAAGUAUGCAAUAUACUUAGUCUUGUCAUAAAUUCUGUGACAACUUUUAGAAUGCGUGGGGCGAGAAUAAAAUCAAUUUGAACGAACAAUUUUGUUCGUAUGCAUCGUCAACUCAUUAAUUAUGCUCAGUUUCGUGGCAAAUUUCGCUUGUUAACCAUGGAUUGAGGGGGGAGCUAAGGCAAAUCGCAUUGGACUACAGUUUGUGGUCAGAAUUAGAGAACAUGGCCUGUCGACGAAGGCUUCACAGAAAUUUGGAAAGCUUCAUACAAUCUUCGGUGCGAGCAGCGACGUCAAUAUCCAUGUGCACGAGCUGAUGGGCCUUAUCGUUUGAAGGCUUCUGUAAAAGCAAAUGGUGAUUGUUUCGCAAGAAAAUUUAAAUAUUUUUUACUUAAGGGGUUAUAUACAGUUAGAAGGCCGAGAAAACUUUUAAACUUAUUGAUCUAAAAAUUUGUACACAUAUUAUGUUAUCUUUUAGCUGUAUUUUAAGACCCAGUAUUAGUAAAAAUAUUUAUUUGGAAAGGUGCUAUAGCUGAUCUCCUGGAGCUCCUUUCAAAAAAGGCGUUUUGCGGUGACCACUACAUCUUUGAACUGA